Molecule: messenger RNA, 1955 nt
Organism: Cajanus cajan (pigeon pea)
Lineage: Eukaryota; Viridiplantae; Streptophyta; Magnoliopsida; Fabales; Fabaceae
Product: ABSCISIC ACID-INSENSITIVE 5-like protein 2
Biological process (GO): positive regulation of DNA-templated transcription
Cellular component (GO): nucleus
Molecular function (GO): DNA-binding transcription factor activity
Source: RefSeq, a predicted model, not a curated record
AGAAAAAUUUGAAAUGCCCAUAUUUUUUUGUACAGACCUUGGAGAUUCAAAUUUUGUCCUACAGCAAGUAAAACAGUACUAGAACUGUCUAUUCUUUCAUCAGUUUCCAAAAUUUCUUCAUUCAUUAGUGACUUUUUUUUUUCUUUUUUUUCUUUAUUUGAAGUAAAAAAAAUAAAAACUCAACCACCCUUUUUGCUUGAUAGGGUAAUAAGCAAUGUUCUCUCAGGAGGGAAUGUUCAGCCGUUUAGUUUACAUGACCAAAAGUGGUUUUGUUUGUGCUGAGGUUGGUUUUUGCAGGGCCAAGUUUGGGUUUUUAUUACUCUAAUGCACAGUGGUGAUGAUGAUGGGAAUGACAUGCAUGAUGAUUAGUUGAUGGCUUUUCGCUUUUGCUCUCAAGUACCAUCCUAUGUUGGACUGUGGAGCAUCUAUUCUGUGUAACAUUGAUUCCCUUGAAACCUGAACUGGCUUAUCUUUUCUAUUUUCUUCUGGGGCCAAUUUUCACCCACCAUUUUACACCCCCCACUACAAAUUUACUUGCUUUGUGUUUGUGAGUGCCUGUUAUAAAAUCUCCAAAAGCUCUCAAAGAAACUGGUUUGUGUUAGGAAUUAGGAUUGAAUUCAGGGUGUAUUAUUCUGUAUUCUGUAUUCUGUAUUCUGCCCCUUUAUCAUUUUUUUGUGCUUUUAUUUUUGGAGGGAGGGGGGCAGGGGGUACUAAAUUGAGAUAGAGGUGUUUGUUGGGGAUUUUUAAAGAUGUAUGAUAUAGAAUUGUAGGUUUGUAUUGGGGUUUAGAGAAAUGGGAUCUCAGGUAGAGACAGUACAAGAGCCAAAUACUAGUACUGCCCCUUUGGCUAGGCAAGGGUCCUUGUAUAAUCUAACCCUUGAUGAGGUGCAAAGCCAGCUUGGGAAUUUGGGGAAGCCUCUUGGCAGCAUGAAUCUUGACGAGUUACUGAAGAGUGUGUGGAGUGCUGAAGCUGGUGGUGAGGCCUCUGGCUUUGACUUUGGUGUUGGUGGUGGUGGUGAUGCUAACAUGCAUCAUGAUGGCCAUGUUGCUUCUCUGAAUCCACAGGGGAGCCUAACUUCGUCUAGGGAUCUCAGCAAGAUAACAGUUGAUGAGGUUUGGAGAGAUAUGCAACUGAAGAAGGAUACUACUAAUAGGGAUAGGAAAACACAGGAAAGACAGGCUACACUUGGUGAGAUGACUCUGGAGGACUUCUUGGUGAAGGCUGGAGUGGUUGCUGAAUCUUUUCCUACCAAGGAUUCAAAUGGGGCUACCUCACAACAUGGCCAAUGGAUGCAAUAUCAGCAGAAUAUGAUGGGGGGUUAUGUGGCUGGCCAUGCCAUUCAGCAGCCUUUCCAGGUUGCCAUGAAUCUAGUUUUGGAUGCGGCUUACACCAAGACGCCGAGUUCUUUGGUGGGCGGUUUGUCGGAUACACAAACUCCAGGUCGGAAAAGGGUUGCCUCUGGUGAUGUGGUUGAGAAAACUGUGGAGAGGAGGCAGAAGAGGAUGAUCAAAAAUAGGGAAUCUGCUGCAAGGUCACGGGCAAGGAAACAGGCAUACACACAAGAACUGGAGAAUAAAGUUUCGCAAUUAGAAGAGGAGAAUGAAAGGCUUAGAAGACUGAAUGAGAUGCAGAAGGCGUUGCCAUCUGUGCCACCACCUGAGCUUAAGCAUCAGUUACGCAGAACUAGUUCAGCCAUCUUUUGAUAUCUUCAUUACAAUGAAUUCCUAAUUCUUUUUCAUGCUAUCACAUCACAUGGUAGCAUUAUACUUUGACUCUUAAAGUUUGGAUACAGAACUUGGGUGGCUAUUUUUUCUCCGGGUAGUUGUUUGUGAUGCUAUCGGUUCUCCCCACCUUGCUCUAUUCCACUAAUGUUUUCCUCUAUGUAUAUUUUGAUUAAGUUUGGCUUACAAAUUACAAUUUAAUAUUCAACUAUAAAUAUACUUGAGUUUAAUUU